Adelges cooleyi (spruce gall adelgid) is the source of this 3893-nucleotide messenger RNA. RefSeq names its product sushi, von Willebrand factor type A, EGF and pentraxin domain-containing protein 1 (gene fw). The coding region runs from base 241 to 3597 and encodes 1118 amino acids. The transcript has 20 exons. The record is from RefSeq and is a predicted model, not a curated record. Lineage: Eukaryota; Metazoa; Arthropoda; Insecta; Hemiptera; Adelgidae.
UGACGGUGGCACGCCGCGCGAAGUGAACGGACGCCAUCGAGGAACACGAUGUGAUCGUACGACUACGCGCUCGGUGUCUGUGUCGUGUAUGUUUGUGUAUGUGUUCGUGCACGCCUGUGUGUGUGUGUGUUUUUUUAAUGCGCUAAUUAUUAUUACUUAUUGUCGUGACGCCGCGAUACGCCUGUGACCAGCUGCGGGUGCGUCCAUCGUAAGUCGAUUAUAGUGCGAUCCCAGUGCGACAUGUCGAAGCUCGGCCGGCCGAGACGCCGGUGGUGUUGGCGGCGACGCGGACGGGACGUGUCGUUAAUGCUGCUCUUGUCGAUCGUGGCCUUUGUGUUGAACGCCGUUAGCGUGCACGCCUCAGGAGAUAACGAUUGCGGUCAUCCGCCCGUGCCGGUCAACGCCAAACUGGUCAGAGAAGGUUCGAAAGCCACUUACGUCUGCGACGACGGAUACAAACUUUUCGGUUCAGAAUCGAUAACCUGUUCAACCAACGGCGCUUGGACCGGCGAAUUACCAUUUUGCGGAACUAACGUGGCCGUGCACAAGCCCACCAACCAGUCGACCACGGCCAGGGGCGGUAAUUCGGGCAACGCAAACGACGGCGAUCCAACGACGGUGCACGACGGCCGAAGGUGCACGGAAACCCUCAAAGAACCUUCACCGUGGUGGUCGGUCGACUUGCUACAGCCGUACCCCAUCAAAGCCGUGUCCAUCACAACCCGGGGAUGCUGCGGCCAUCAACCUUUGCAAGACAUAGAAAUAAGAGUGGGAAACAGUAGUACCGAACUCCAACGGAAUCCAUUGUGUUCGUGGUUUCCCGGAACAAUAGAAGAGGGAACGACCAAAAUCCUCAGUUGCGCACGACAAAUAAUCGGUCAGUAUGUAUUCUUGCAGUUGGUCGGCGUCGAAGGGUCGUUGUCGUUGUGCGAGGUCGAAGUCUACUCGGCCGAAGAAUUUUCCGUUGACCGUUGCGCUCCGGGAAGUUCGUCACAGCAAACCGACGUGGCCGUGUUCGACAACAAGUGCUACGAGUUCAACGUGAACAAAGGUUCUUCGUUUUCGGACGCCCGGCAAAAGUGUCAGGCUUCGAGUGGCGACCUGGCUCACGGUUUCAGGGGUUCGGCAUCGACGUUUUUGGCGGCCGAAUUGGAAAGGCGCAAACCCCGGCUCAAGACACAGCUGAUCUGGAUCGGAGUGCAAAAGGAGCCCGGCUUGACUUCGCGCACUUGGAAAUGGGUUAACGGUGAAGUGAUAACCAAACCGACUUGGGGAAAAGACCAACCGAACAACUACAACGGCGAACAGAAUUGCGUGGUUCUCGACGGGGGCCGGGAAUGGUUGUGGAACGACGUCGGUUGCAACUUGGACUAUUUGCAUUGGAUAUGUCAAUACACGCCAACAGUUUGCGGUAGUCCCGACAUCAAAGUCAACAGCACCAUCGCGAGUCCUUACAAUUUUAAGGUGUCGUCGGUCAUCGAAUAUGUUUGUCCGGAAGGUCAUUACACACAGGGCUCGUCCAAAAGAACGUGUGGAGCCAACGGCUUCUGGACGGGAACGGCACCGAGUUGCAAAUACGUCGACUGCGGACCGCUGAACAGUAUCGAAAACGGUUCGAUAAUCCUGGAAGACGGCCGAACCACAUACAAAGCGUCGGCCAAGUAUUCUUGUAAUCAAAAUUACAGUUUAUCUAACGGAGACUCGAAAAGAGUUUGCACCGAAGACGGGAAAUGGAGUGGACGCACCCCACAAUGUUUGUUCGAUUGGUGCGGAGAUCCGGCCGAAGUGUCGGGAGCUACGGUGACCGUCUCGGGUCAUAAGUCCGGGUCCAUAGCCGCAUACUCUUGCCAUCAAGGAUUCGUAGCUGUGGGAGGACAGCAAGAACUCAAAUGCGGACUCGGCGGAGAGUGGUCAGGAAAACCGUUGGUAUGUCGGUUCGUGGACUGUGGGCCGCCACAAAUAAUCGAAAACGGUCAGGUAAGUUUGAUCAACGGCACGACCACUCACGGUAGCAUAGUCGAGUACACGUGCGAGCAAGACUAUUGGCUUCAGCCACACACUAGCCGCCGGCAGAUGUGUACCAAAGAAGCUAAAUGGUCCGCGGAUCCGCCUUCGUGCCAACUGAUCACUUGUCAAGAGCCCGAGGUGCCGGCUGGAGGUUAUGUGGUCGGCUACGACUUCAAUAUCCAUUCGAGCAUCGAAUAUCAUUGCGACGCCGGCCACAAGCUAAUCGGUACGUCGGUGUUACAAUGCAACAGCAACGGAGAAUGGAAUUCAUCGCCGCCGGAAUGUCAAUAUAUCGAUUGCGGUAAACUCACGCCUCCCGUUUACGGCACAAUACACUAUUCCAACGAAACGACUCACCUCGACAGCGAGGUCAGGUACAGCUGCAACAACAACUAUAGAUUGACAGGGGCGGCCAUUCGCCGUUGUUUGGAGAGCCAAGCAUGGAGCGGAACGGCUCCAAGAUGCGAAGAAAUUAGAUGUCCAGAGCCAAUACUACCGGAUCACAGUAUACUGUCGGUGACCAACAACGAUCGGCUAUACGGUCGCACGUUGAUCAGAACGUCGUCGGAUUCGGUUUCGUCUUCUACGUACAAAAUCGGCGCUCUAGUCAAAUAUCGCUGCGAGAGAGGUUACAAGGUGGUCGGCGAAGCUAUUAGCAACUGUGACGACACCGGCGCAUGGACCGGCGUUACACCGCAGUGCAUCUACGUGGAUUGCGGGGUCCCUCAGAGCAUCGACAAUGGGAAAUUCAAUCUCGUGUCCAACGUCACGUACUACGGAUCGGCCGUCAUUUACGAUUGCGAUGAACACUACGAACUGGACGGGCACGGCAGACGACUGUGUCUCGACAACGGUACAUGGAGUUCGGAAACUCCCAGGUGCCAAGAAAUCAAUUGCGAGGAGCUCAGGAACGGCAACAACUUUUCAAUCAAAGUCUUGUCCAGAACGGUGGGCGGUACGGCUCAUUACGCUUGUUCCAAAGGUUAUUUCACCACCGACAACACCACCAGGCAUUGCCUCCCCAAAGGAUCGUGGAGCGGACGAUCUCCUACUUGCCAAAUGAUCGACUGUCAACAUCCGGGACCAAUCGAAAACGGUCGAGUUAUAGUAAUGAACGACACGACGACGUACAACAGUGCGGCAGAAUACCACUGCGUUCCGCAUUUCCAACGAGUAGGACCGUACUUAAGAAAAUGCUUGGACGACGGUCAAUGGUCGGGGGAGCAGCCUUACUGUCAACCUGUGAACGCCAUUACUAGCGACAGUAGAACGUUGGGGCUGGCUGUCAGCGUCGGCGGUGGCGUAGUUUUGUUCCUAGUCAUUCUCCUUGCUUUAAUUUAUUUAAGAUUGAAAAAACCGACUCCGGUUAAAAAUACAGAAAACGUAGAAGGAGCUUUGCGCAAAGAAGAACAAAAUACCGCAGUUAUGUCGUAUGCGUCACUCAGUGAUGUACAGAAUCAUAUUUACGAUUCGGUUACAGACUACACUUACGACGAACCUACAAGUUAUUAUGAACCUUCGCCAGUUUCCAAGGCGAAAUCAGACCAUUCCGGAGCUACCGUCACUAUAAACGGCGUAGCGAUUCGAUAGUGUAACUUGUUACGGCAUAUUCUAAAUCAAUUGUAUUUUUGUAAAUAUUAAUCUAUAUAGUAAUGUAAAAAGGUAGAAACGUAUUAUAGCACAAUUGAUCAUAAUAUAUACUUCAGCAUGUUGAUGAUGAGUACAAUAACAGCUAUAAGUAUAUAAUAAAUUCAUAUAUCCAGUCAUAUGAAUGAUGUUGUAUAAAUAAACGUCGACAAAUGUGUGUAUUUUGUAAACUGAAAUGAUUAUUUUGUGCUGUGUAAACUAGUGAGCUGUGAAAUUAAUUAAAUACUAUGUAUUCAAAA